Molecule: messenger RNA, 2148 nt
Organism: Penicillium argentinense
Lineage: Eukaryota; Fungi; Ascomycota; Eurotiomycetes; Eurotiales; Aspergillaceae
Exons: 1
Coding region: 1-2148 (715 amino acids)
Source: RefSeq, a predicted model, not a curated record
AUGGCCGCCGCAGACCAAUCGAAGGUCUCGGUGGUCCUCCCGGCCCCGACGUACGACGUUGAUUCCUACAAGCCCUUUCCCGAGGAAGUGGAUCGCAUUUUCGACCAAAUCCUUGACGAAGACGCUAGCAUGGAGGAAUCUCGAGGAUUUGAAUGGCCUCCUGAACCUGUUUCCGAGUCUCGCAGCCUUACCCCCGACACCUCCCUCUCGUUGAACAGCGAAAAUCUACCCAAACAGUCCGCCUUCUUCACGGGACCCCCCGCUCCGAAUACGAAGCCGAACAAAAGCCCACGAAGCGUGGCCAGGCGGGACAUCACUGUGAUUUAUAUGGUUAGCGGUAGCGAAGGUGAUUCUGGCGCGGAGGUCGUCAGCGAAAAUGUGUCUGAGAUGGAGAUCGUGGGCGCCUUCGGUGGUGAUGGUGCUGCUGACUCCAAGGAAGCCCCCGAGCCGCCCAAGCCCAAGAAGCCAUCCCGCCGUGAACAAAAGAAAUCUCGCCGGAACAAACAGAAGAAUGUCGCAUCUGAUACUACCGAGCCGACAUCAAACCCUCCGGCCACCGAAACCACUACACAAACAAUCCCUCCAAACCCCGAAGCCUCGGCCGAUGAAGAACUUGAGGAUGAAAUCUUCCGUGGAGUUGGAAAGACUAAGCGGAAUCACAUCCUCCAAUACAUCGCGUUCAAAGAAUUCAUGCAUGCCGAAGUGCCCGUGAAGCGAUCCGAACGACGCGAAUUUAUCUACGAGCUCCGAAAAGAAGCAUCGCACAAUGGACUGGACAAGCCCCAGAUCGACGCCUUGGUUCGCUUUACACGCAAGACUUUCCUCGAAGACAAGGGCUUGGGUGUCGAUGAUGACGGUUCCUCAUUCGGCGAGGAGGUUCUUGAUGACGCGGAGCCGGAGCCGACUCCUGUGGUUGAAAAGAGUCCGCGCAAACGAGGUCGGUCUCAGAUCAGCCUCAGCCCUCGACAAAAGAAGGCCAAGUCCAGCAAGAAGACCAAGACUCGCACCGUCUCCCGUGAAGGCCCGGUUGUGGAUGCUCCCGCAAAUCGUGUGGAGAAGGAAAUUGCACACAGUAAAGAGGACAACAUGGAGAUCACCACAAGUAACGUUAUGGCUAUCGACGAGAGCUUAACCCAUGAGUCGAAGAGCGACAAUGUUACCAAGGAUGGCAAGUUGCCUACCAUGCCGAGUGACAGCAAAGUCAAGCAAGGAACUAUGAUCCCUGAGCGACCCAAACUGUUCCAGCCUGAGAAGACUGAGAUUCUUGCUAUUUCGAAUGAAAAACAGGCUCUGCCAGAGCCUGCGAAGGACGAUCAACGAAAGAAAUCUGAUGCCAUGGAAAUGGACGAUCCUUCGCCAAUGAUAGAGCCAUCAAGCGACACCAAGACUCUCCGGAAGGCCGACAAGAAAAGCCGCCACCAUCACCACUGUCACGAGACCGUUGGUAUCGAAGAGCAGGCCGACGUGAAAAGGCACCACCAUCACCACCAUCACCAUUAUGAACAUUGGACCCGUCGGCGCAUGUCUCUAAGUGAUGGUCUUUUGCCGACUGGUGAAGAUGGUGCACCGGAAGUCCCUGACAGCGUUAUGAUUGAAGAUACACCUCCGCCGGAACAGGAGUUACCGCAAGAGCCUCUAGUGACGACCAAACAUAAGCCCAGCAAACUAUUCAAGGCGGAAAAGAAACAACUGAAGAAGGGAAAGGAGAAGCCCACCAAAGAAAAGCGAAAGAUGAAGAAAAAGCUGGCAAAGUUGCGUGAUGGAGCGCAAAAUGAAGAGUCUAAAAACCAACCUGAAGACUCUAUGGAAAUUGACGCUGCCGAAAAUGCCCAGCAAUCCAAGUCAAGCACCCAGGCAAUUCCCCAGGAAGGUUUGGAUGUGGCAAAAAUGUUCGGUGAUGAGCCUCGCUCAAAGAAGCGAAAGCGUAAAAAGUCUGGAAGCAAGGACGACGCAGACGCAGAUACAGGCGAUUUGUCAACCCCGGCUGUGGCCCAACACUCCGACAAGUCCAAAUCGAAACGUGCACGCCCAGCGACUCCCGAUCCAGCGCAGACAACACCUCAGUCGCGACAGGGACACAUCUCACCCCCCAGCCUUCGCCUCCCAAUCCGGAUGACUGGAGUGAUGGGGAUUUUUAAGCACCGAUGA